This is a messenger RNA of Cadophora gregata, 1261 nucleotides long. RefSeq lists its product as uncharacterized. Gene Ontology annotation, cellular component: cytoplasm. The record is from RefSeq and is a predicted model, not a curated record. Lineage: Eukaryota; Fungi; Ascomycota; Leotiomycetes; Helotiales; Ploettnerulaceae. Bases 175 to 792 code for a protein of 205 amino acids. The transcript has 2 exons.
AAUAAUCCCGGUGCUUCCAGUGAUGCAGAGUGUCCUGCCCCUGUACUUAACCAUCAAAAUCAACGUGCCCUCUCAAUCAAGCCUAGGGCCACGCGUAGAUCCAUCGCAUCGCGAAACUCUAGAUUGGCUUUCAGCGCGUCCCGUCCAGCCAUAAGAACUUCACAAAUCCACAAGAUGGCAAAACUAGAUUCUCAAGUAGCAGCCAUUCUUGAUGCGGGUAGCACUUCCGACGAUGAAGAUGCCCUCAUUGCAUCGCUUGAAGACUCUCCAGCUCUCGAUGCAUUCCGCGAACAGAGAAUCCAGCAGCUACAUUCCGAAUUCUCUCGCGCAAAGGCGCAGAAGAGCGAUGGCUUUGGGAACUAUACAGAAAUCAAGGAGGAGAAGGCAUUGAUGGAACUGACAGCUUCGGUCAAGUUUGCCGUAGUACACUUUGCGAAGGACGAUUUCGCGCGAUGCGGGGUUAUGGAUGGGCAUUUAGAGGCUCUUGCGGCAAAGCAUACAGAUACACGAUUUUUGAAGAUGAAUGUCGAUAAUGCACCAUUCUUGGUUGUCAAACUCAAGGUACAGGUACUGCCUUGCGUGUUGGCGUUUGCCAAUGGAGUCAGUGUUGAUAGGAUUGUUGGAUUUGAGGGAUUGGGCUAUACACAGGAUACAUUCACAACCAAGGAUCUGGAGACAAGGUUACUUGGAGCUGGCGUAUUGCAAAGAGCGAAGGCCGUGGGAGAAGCAAGCGUGAAGUGGGGAGUGAAGGCACAGAAGAAAGCUGAUAGUGACGAUGAGGAAUGGGACUGAGGAAACAUGUUGAAGCCAAACAGGCAAAGAGAUGCGUUCCAAGACAUGGAGGAAGAUGGCUCCAGAGCUAGCCAUUGAGCAGCCGAAGCAGCUUGCUAAUGCCACGCUUUCGGAAGUCCAAUAAAGGACUGAAAGACUUCGAAACAAUCUUAGAGAGGCAGCUCAAAUAGAGGAAACGCAGCCAAGGAGCAGCAAAACUGCACAAGAUUAUUAGCCAUAUAUAAAUGCACCACUGCCUCUAACUGCAUAAGAAGAACAACUCUCCGCAACCUCUGAAUGCGUCCAAUUACUUUUGAGGAUGUGACUGGCUAUUGGACCUUGAUUUGCCUCGAGAAUUGGUUAUAGAUUCACGUGUGCUAAAGCAAGUACUUUGUUACAAUUUCUAGCUUACGUGCAAACUUCCUCCUGCGCCAGUAUCUAGUUGAAACAAGAGGUCUUGUGUAUUUAUUGUCCUCUCCAGUUGUUGGCU